Molecule: messenger RNA, 985 nt
Organism: Pyrus x bretschneideri (Chinese white pear)
Lineage: Eukaryota; Viridiplantae; Streptophyta; Magnoliopsida; Rosales; Rosaceae
Product: rac-like GTP-binding protein RAC1
Exons: 7
Coding region: 138-731 (197 amino acids)
Biological process (GO): actin filament organization; small GTPase-mediated signal transduction; cortical cytoskeleton organization
Cellular component (GO): nucleus; cytoplasmic vesicle; plasma membrane
Molecular function (GO): GTPase activity; protein kinase binding; GTP binding
Source: RefSeq, a predicted model, not a curated record
AAUUGGGGGUUCUGCUAGCAAAGAUGGCGUCCUGCUGAUCUCAGAAGGAAGUAGAAGCAUCGGAAAAGGAGAUAUUUUCGGGUGGAAAUCUGCUGCUUCAGUCUCUAGGGUGAAAAAAUUGAGAAUUGAAAAGUGAAAUGAGCGCCUCCAGGUUCAUAAAGUGCGUGACGGUCGGCGACGGCGCCGUCGGCAAAACCUGCAUGCUGAUUUCCUACACCAGCAACACCUUUCCCACGGACUACGUACCGACUGUUUUCGACAAUUUCAGUGCAAAUGUUGUUGUGGAUGGGAGCACUGUCAACCUAGCUCUGUGGGAUACGGCUGGGCAGGAGGAUUACAAUAGAUUAAGGCCCUUGAGCUAUCGAGGGGCGGACGUCUUUAUCCUUGCUUUCUCUCUCAUAAGCAAAGCCAGCUACGAAAACGUUGCAAAAAAGUGGAUUCCCGAACUGCGCCAUUAUGCACCUGGCGUUCCAAUAAUUCUGGUUGGAACAAAGCUUGAUCUUCGGGAUGAUAAACAAUUUUGUAUAGACCAUUCUGGUGCAGUUCCCAUUACUACUGAUCAGGGAGAGGAAUUGAAGAAACUGAUUGGAGCGCCUGCAUACAUUGAGUGUAGCUCGAAAACACAACAGAAUGUGAAAGCUGUUUUUGAUGCGGCCAUUAAGGUGGUGCUCCAGCCACCAAAGCAAAAGAAGAAGAAGAGAAAGGGACAAAGGGCUUGCUACAUAUUGUGAAGUAACGAGUAGAUUUAUGAGAUGAUUUGCUGACUGCCGACCUUUCUUUGCCGCUACCUCCUUUGUACUCGAAGUCCUUUGCUGAAGCAGCAAACCGUGGUGUAUGUAUAGUAUGUACUGACAUUUUAGGGAUUCAUGUGAUAGCUUUAGAUGGUUUGUUUAAGACUUGUGUUCAUGUAUUUAAGUGACAGUUAGCUUUGCUAACACAUACUUCUCCGUCUUUCACAUAUAUUGCAUCAACUCUUUCCGGAUAA